Molecule: messenger RNA, 2139 nt
Organism: Neoarthrinium moseri
Lineage: Eukaryota; Fungi; Ascomycota; Sordariomycetes; Amphisphaeriales; Apiosporaceae
Exons: 11
Coding region: 1-2139 (712 amino acids)
Biological process (GO): NAD+ biosynthetic process
Cellular component (GO): cytoplasm
Molecular function (GO): ATP binding; glutaminase activity; NAD+ synthase (glutamine-hydrolyzing) activity
Source: RefSeq, a predicted model, not a curated record
AUGUCCUUUGUCACUGUUGCGGCAGCAUCGCUGCCCAGCGUCCCCCUGGACUUUGAGGGCAACCGAGACCGGAUUCUGGAGUCAAUCCGCAUUGCCAAAGAGAAAGGCGCACGUCUUCGUACUGGCCCGGAGCUUGAAAUUCCUGGAUAUGGCUGCCUUGAUCAUCACCUUGAGGGGGACACCUUCCUCCACAGCUGGGAGGUCCUGGCCGAGAUCAUAUCGGACCCGGUGUGCAAGGACAUGCUGAUCGACCUGGGGCUGGGGGUGCGCCACCGCAACGUGCGCUACAACUGCCGCGUCCUGUGCACCUACCGCCAGAUCUUCUUCAUCCGCCCCAAGCAGAGCCUGGCCAACGACGGGCUGUACCGCGAGAUGCGCCACUUCACCGCCUGGGCCAAGCCGCGCACCGUCGAAGAUUACUACCUCGAGCAGAUCAUCAAGGACGUCACGGGCCAGAAGAAGGUCCCCAUCGGCGACGCCAUCCUGUCCACCGAGGACACUGCGGUUGGCUGCGAAACUUGCGAAGAGUUGUUCACUCCAAACCCUUCCACAUAUAUGGGCCUCAAUGGCGCAGAAAUUAUCUUGAAUAGCUCCGCAUCCCACGCUGAGCUGAGGAAACUCCGCACUCGCCUUGACCUCAUCUCCAACUCGACGCGGAAGUUGGGUGGUGUCUACUGUUACAGCAACGCGAGUGGAGUAGACGGCGAGGCCCGUAUGAUGUAUGAUGCCAGCUCCAUGGUGCUCAUCAACGGAAAGGUCAUGGCACAGAGCUCACAGUUCACCCUCAAGCCCGUCGAUGUCAUCACGGCCACCAUUGACAUUGAAGAGGUUCGCUCUUUCAGAUCGAGUAUUUCCCGAAAUGUUCAAGCAGCUGCGCAACCAGAAUUCCCUCGGAUCGAAUGCGACAUUCGCUUGUCUCGCCCCGCGGACGACUUCUAUUUCUCGGACCUCAAACCUUCUAGACAAAUUGAAUUGAAGAUUCUAGACCCCAUGGAGGAGAUGUACAUGGCAGAGGCUGUCUAUUUGUGGCAAUAUCUUACCCGAGCCAACGCUGGAGGCUACUUCCUGGCGCUCUCCGGUGGGCUGGACAGCUGCAGUGUCGCUACCUUUGUCUUCGGAAUGGCACGGCUAGUCUUGGAAUCCAUCAACGCCGGCGAGAAGACAACUCUGGAUGAUCUUCGCCGAGUCACUGGAGAGCCCGAAUUUACGCCAAAGACUCCCCAGGAGAUUCUCGGUAGACUGCUACACACAUGCUACAUGGGCACAAAGAACAGCUCCACGGACACGAGAUCGCGCGCUCAGAGAUUGGCGCAAAAGAUCGGCGCCUAUCACUCUGAUACCAACAUCGACGAGACAGUGGAUGCUAUGGAGUCGAUUGUGGACCAGGCGCUGAAUUUCAAGCCCAAGUAUCAAGUCGAAGGCGGUUCGGUAGCAGAGAACCUUGCCAAGCAGAAUAUCCAGGCUCGCAACCGGAUGGUCUACUCGUACGCGCUAGCGCAACUGUCGACGACUAGCCGGGGAUUGCCGCGAGCUGGCAGCAGUCUGCUGGUGCUUACUUCAGGGAAUGUUGACGAGGUGCGUGACUGGUGCUUUCUUGAAGCUUUCAAUACAAUGCGACUGGCAAAGAAGCAGAGAGAUCUGGCGCCCUUGGGUUCAAUCUCGAAAUCCGAUGCCAAGUCUUUCCUCGGCUGGGCAGGCGAAAAGUGGGAUCUACCGAUUCUCAAGGAGUUCUUGGGCGCGAUUCCCACGGCGGAGCUGCUCCCUCUGAGUGCCGGCGUUCAAAGCGAUGAAGAAGAAAUGGGUUUGAGCUACGACCAGCUUUCCGCCUUUGGCAAACUCAGAAAGGUUGAGAAACUGGGACCCUGGAGUGCCUACCUCCGCCUGCUUGGAGACUGGAAGGAUCUCGCUCCCCGGGAGACGGCAGAGCUCACCAAGCGCUUCUUCCGCUUCUAUGCCAUGAACAGACACAAAGCCACGACCAUCACUCCAUCGAUUCACUUAUCCGCAUACAACCCGGACGAUAACCGCCAUGAUCUGCGUCCCUUCUUGUACAAGAUUUGGUGGCCGUACCAGUUCAGCAAGAUUGAAAAGCACGUCAGGAGUCUGGAGGAACGGUCCGAACAGGAGAAGAAGCACUGA